This is a messenger RNA of Closterium sp. Yama58-4, 1284 nucleotides long. NCBI's taxonomy places the organism in Eukaryota, Viridiplantae, Streptophyta, Zygnematophyceae, Desmidiales, Closteriaceae. The record is from the annotation of a GenBank genome assembly.
AUGGAUGUAUUGUCCACAAGAGCGAAUCUCACGACGAUGCGCCUUGCCUUUCUCGUUGCGCUCAUAACAAUGCUGGCAACGGUUUCCCACGCCAUCGGCAGCAGCGAAUCUGCUGCCGCUGCGCGAAGCGCCGCGUCGUCUGAAAGCGUAUCGACAACCACAAUGACUGGGCAGAAAAUCGGUAUUCCUCGGCGGGCAAUGCGGCGUGUAAUGCGGGGACCGAGCGACCAGACCUCCGUAUCUCCCUCUGAAACGCCCGCAUUGCGGCCGAACAGCGCCUCCGCACUUCCAGCGGGGGAUCGGCAGCCUUCCCCACUCCCUUCCGCCUCGGCUUCGGAAUCUGCGCGAACAGCCGAUUCGCCAUACGCAAUAGUACCGAAUUCCACUGUAUCGACCCGGAGCGCGUACGCGACGCGGUUCUCCCCUCUCAAGCCGCGCCUCGGGAAGUUUCAGCACCAGCAGCAGCGGCGCGAGCUGCAGGGCGCGACGGACAUUGCGAACCAGGGCGGCCCGAUACUGGCCAACCCGAAGGUGUACUUAAUCUACUAUGGAAACUGGCCCGAGGGGUCCGGGCAGGAUGUGAUCGAAAAUUUUAUUAACUCGCUUGGCGGAGACACGGGGAACCAGGGGGACCCGACGGGGGAGAACAGCGUGCGUAAUUGGUGGGACAUUUCGACCAACUACUACCAGAAUAACGACGACGGCACUCAGACGUUCGUCAGUCCCGACAUCACGUUGGGCGGCACGGUGACAGACGACGGAUCUAACGGCUGGCAAUCAAUCGACUUGGGGACGAUCGUCAACACACACGCCGGAACGGACCUCCCCAUAGACACUGACGGAAUCUACCUCGUGCUGACGAGUUCUGACGUCCAGGUUGACGGAUUCUGUGACAGCUUCUGCGGAUUCCACACUCAAACAACUUUGGACUCGGGGGAAAAUGUCGCUGUUGGUUUCAUCGGGAGCCAUGACAACUGCUGCACAUACAGCGACGUCUCGCCCAAUGGCAUGCCCGGAAUUGACAGCAUGAUCUCCACCAUUGGUCACGAGAUCGCCGAGGCUGCUACCGACCCUGACGUCUCGUCCGGAUGGAUGGCCGCUGAUGGCGAGGAGAAUGCCGAUAUGUGCGCGUGGCAGUAUGGCGACGUUUCCCAGGACACUGACGGUAAUGGUAAUACGUAUGACUACAACAUGGUUGGGAACGAUGGGAUGCGGUUCAUGGUUGAAGCAAACUUUGACCUGAUUACUAAUUCGUGCCAAAUUCAAGCACAGAACGGGGGCUAA